CACGUGGUGCGCUGUGAUUCCGGUUGCAGAAGAUGGCUUCAGUCGGGGCGGCAGGGUGGCCUGAGUUAGAGAAGGUAGAACGUGAGAAGCGACGGGAGCUGGUCCUGCAGGGUUUGGAUGAGAAGCUCCGCGUUUGUGCCGGGCAGCUGCCCCCUCAGCUCUUUUCCCUCACUCUUCUCAACUAUCUGGAAGUGAGCGGCUGUUCGGAGCUGAGAGAGAUUCCUCCCGGCCUGGGCCACCUCAUACACCUGCAGAACCUGGUCCUGUGCCGCAACAAGCUGCGCCUCCUAUCUCCGGCUGUCGGACAGCUGCGGGCCCUGCGCUUGUUGGACGUCUCCGGAAACGAGUUAGAAGAGUUGCCGGCGGAGCUAUGCGGCCUGCCCGAGCUCUGCACCUUAAAUGUCAGCUGCAACCAACUGAUGGAGCUUCCCCCGGGGCUGGAGCGCUGCUCCAAACUGGCCGAGCUCAAUCUCUCCCGGAAUCGUGUCCGAGCUCUCCCUCCCGGGCUCCUGUGCCGACAGCUGUCUCUACUCGCCUCUCUCUCUGCUGCCGACAAUCAGAUCCAGCAGCUGCCGGGGGACAUUGGCCUCCUGCCUGCCCUCAAGAGCCUUGAUCUCUCCAAUAACCUGCUCACUGACAUCCCAUUUGAGCUUGCAGACUGCUCCAAGCUGAAGGAUAUAAAUUUCAAAGGCAACAAGGUGAAAGAUAAACGCCUGGAAAAGAUGGUCAAUGGGUGCCAGACGAAAUCUGUGCUUGAGUACCUAAGAGUUGGUGGGCGAGGAGGUGGGAAAGGCAAAACAAUAACAGAGAAUGCAGGAAAGGAAUCAAAGGAGAAGAAGAAAAAGAAAGAACGAAAGCAGGACAAUGAGGGUGAUGAAGCGGAAGAUGUAGGAGAGCUGAAUAAGAUGAUGCUGAAAGUCUUGCACUUUUCAGAGAAUCCAACGCCAGUCGAAGUAAAUGUUAGCCCCGGCACAAAAGAAGUGCGUCCAUACAUUGUGUGCUGUGUGGUGAAAGGAAUGAACCUUAAACCAGGCAAUGCUCUGAAAAGGUUCCUUGCUGCUCAGACCAAGCUCCAUGAGGAAAUAUGCGAUAGAAGGACUUUAGCUACAAUUGCCACUCACGACUUGCGCUUGGUGAAAGGACCUCUAUUGUAUGACGCCAGACCACCCAAAGACCUCAAGGUUAUACCUUUGGGUCGCAAAGAGAUCAAUGCGAAGGAUCUUGUUCGGCAACUGCAGUUUGAGGCAGAGGAGCAAAGGAAGCAGAAAAAGCGACAGAAUGUCUCUGGACUUCACAAGUACCUUCAUUUAUUGGAUCGCAAAGAAAAUUAUCCCUGUUUAAUUGAUACUGAGAAUGCAGUCAUUUCCUUCCCACCAAUCACAAACAGCGAGAAGACAAAGAUCUGGAAAAGCACCCAAGAAGUCUUUGUGGAAGUAACAAGUGGCACCAGCCUGCAGAUCUGCAAAGAUGUCUUAGACGCACUCAUCCUUAAAAUGGCAGAGCUCCAUAAGUUUACAUUGGAAAACAAAGAGCCAGAAGGUGUUUCAGACACUGAGCCUGAAGCAGAGGAUCAGCAAGAGCCAUUGGCCAGUAAUAAUCCCAACGCAGGGACGGCCGCUCAGCUCGUACUGGAACAAGUGCGUGUCUCUGAUAUUGAAGGAAACCUCAAGGUUUUGUAUCCUUCCAAAACAGACCUGAACUUCAGUUCUUCUGCCUUCGCUAUCAUGCGCUGAGUUAAACACACUGCUAUAGAAAGUUUUUCUAAAAAGCACUUACCUUCCCUGGAAUACAGAGACUCCCCUCUCAGCAGAUGUUAUUUGUGUUAUUCUUUACUUCCCCCACUCCUUAAUCCUCUAAGUGCAUAUACAUGCGGAAAUGUUUACAUUUUGUAAUCAUCUUGAUUUGGGCCCAAGUAGCUUUUGAAAUGAAGCAUGUACAUUUUAUUGUACACAGGGUCCCCAAUAUACCCAUUUUUAUUCUUCUUAAAUAUAUUGAGGGGGAGACUGAUAUUUAUUAAAAAAAAAAAUCUAAA
This is a messenger RNA of Xenopus laevis (African clawed frog), 2032 nucleotides long. RefSeq names its product leucine rich repeat containing 47 L homeolog (gene lrrc47.L). The record is from RefSeq and is marked provisional. Lineage: Eukaryota; Metazoa; Chordata; Amphibia; Anura; Pipidae. Gene Ontology annotation, biological process: phenylalanyl-tRNA aminoacylation. Gene Ontology annotation, molecular function: phenylalanine-tRNA ligase activity; RNA binding.